Molecule: messenger RNA, 1269 nt
Organism: Bicyclus anynana (squinting bush brown)
Lineage: Eukaryota; Metazoa; Arthropoda; Insecta; Lepidoptera; Nymphalidae
Product: GDP-D-glucose phosphorylase 1
Exons: 6
Coding region: 148-1128 (326 amino acids)
Biological process (GO): glucose metabolic process
Cellular component (GO): cytoplasm
Molecular function (GO): GDP-D-glucose phosphorylase activity
Source: RefSeq, a predicted model, not a curated record
ACAAAUCAAUCUUGAAAGUUGAAUCUUGAAUCUUCAAAUUUUCAAAAGUUCAAUUAUUAAAAUCACCUGUGAGGCUGUGUAAAGUUGAAAAUGUUAAUUUAAUUUCAUUAAUUUAAAUUAAAUCAUUUUUAUUAUGAUCUGAAGACCAUGGCGUUGAUUACAUUGGUUUAUGAAGAAACAAAUCAAACCAUUAGAAUCAAAGGCUCUCAAUUUACAGAGCAAAUAAAAACAAAAUGGGAAGAAAUAAAUUGUAAUACAAGUGUUUUUCGCUAUAAAAUUGAUAACAUAGAAGAGAGGAUAGUCGAUCAGAAAUAUUUAUUACAGUUAAAUCCAGACAGACUUACAAAAAGAAGAACACCAGAGCAGAUAGCUAAUAUUUGCCAACCGUUUGACAAAAACAAAUUCAAUUUCACAAAGAUUUCUAAAGAAGAAAUAUUGUUUAAAUUAAAAGAAGAUAAUAAUGAUGAUAAUCAUAUAAUUGUUGUAAAUGUAAGUCCGAUAACUCGUUACCACACCCUGCUCUGUCCAUCAGUAGAUAAAUGUUUGCCGCAAGUUGUCACUAAAGGUAGUUUAAAGUUGGCCAUAGAUUUGUUAUUAGUAGCUGAGGACCGUGAUUUAAGGAUCGCCUUCAACAGUUUAUGUGCGUUAGCAUCGGUAAAUCAUUUGCAUUACCACUUAUUUAUUGAAAGGAAUACCCUGCCAGUGGAGACUGUGCAAUGCAAACCCCUAAAAGGCCCAUUGCACUGUAUUAAAGACUAUCCAGCGCCUGCAUUUUGCUUCGAAAUCACCAAAAAAUCACCCAAAAUCGAUGAAAUUUACCGAUUAAUCGAAUAUUUUUUGCAAAAAUCGAUCGCUCACAACAUUUUCGUGACCAGAGGUGAGUGUGUUGACGAGGAAAAUUUGAACGAAGUAUCGUAUCGAUUUCUGAUGUGGCCGAGGAAAAGCAGUUCUGGAGUGAAGCAGCUUUUGGCGUUCAAUGUAGCUACCUGUGAGUUGAGUGGCUGGUUUGCAGUACAUAGUAGAGACGCCUUUAACAAUCUAGCGAGUGAAAAUUUAGAAAAAGAAUUACGAAAAUGGAGUAUUGAAAAUUUUGAAGAUUUAUGUGAACAAGCGAAAUCACUAUAUUAAUAUGAAUUAAUUAAGAAAGAAUAGUACAAUUUUUCGUUAUAAGUAUUAAUGCUAUACCUAGAAUAUAGCGGGAUUAUAAUAAUUUAUUAGAUAUUUAUACAUUUUCCUUAUAUAAUAAAAAUAUCUGCAACACUCGGGAGU